This is a messenger RNA of Pseudogymnoascus verrucosus, 1073 nucleotides long. RefSeq lists its product as uncharacterized. The transcript is spliced from 3 exons. The coding region runs from base 156 to 653 and encodes 165 amino acids. Lineage: Eukaryota; Fungi; Ascomycota; Leotiomycetes; Thelebolales; Thelebolaceae. The record is from RefSeq and is a predicted model, not a curated record.
GCAUCUAUCUCCUCGGGUUAUAAAAGCGUCACUCCUCCCUUCCUGGUGUACAUCUCACUCUGUUCAUCUUGCUCGAAAUACUCUGGCAAACUCUGACCUAUAUCCUCUAUCCUUUUAAACAAAUAUUCCCAACCUUAUAGUCACCUUAUUCCAAUAUGUCUGUCUCACUUUACCAAGUCAGCGUCGCGCCCUUCAUCGCCGAGUUGAAGAUCGUCUCCAAGCUCCUCACAAAGGGUCUGGAGCAUGUUAAGGGCGACGAGUCCGCCCUCAUCGAUGCCCGCAUCAUUGAAGACAUGCAGCCGCUUACCUACCAAAUCCAACGCAUCAGUGACACAGCCAAGGGACUUGCUGUCCGCAUGGGCAAGGUUGAGCCUGUCGCCAUGGCCGACGAGGAGAAGACCUUCCCUGAGCUCCAGGAGCGCAUCGCCAAGACCAUUGCUGUCUUAGAAAGUGUUGACCCAAAAUCAUUCGAGGGUAUUGAGGACAAGGAGGUUAUCUUAGUUACUCGCGGCGGCGAGCAAAAGUUCACUGGCCUAUCUUAUGUGAACACCUUCGCUAUUCCCAACUUCUACUUCCACAUGUGCAUGGUCUAUGCCAUCUUGAGGAAGGAGGGUGUACCAGUCGGCAAGAUGGACUACCUCGGAAAGAACUAGAGCAUCGCAGUGCUGAGGGUGUUAUACUAGGUCUUUACGUGCUUGGAUGAUAUUAGCUAUGGCCUUACUUCCGCUGGAUUGCUGAAGUUAUAGAUUUUGUUCUCAGCUGGCGGAAAAUAAAAAAUAUCGUAUCAUUACGUUAAUUCAGCUUCCACUGAAGAUAUCAAACUAUUUUACUUCAUAGCAGUCGCUUAAAGCUGUUGCACCCGGAGAUUACCGUAAAAACUACACACUACAGCCCCAAUUUAACAUUUCGUGUCCCAUCUGCGAAGAAGAAACGCCAAAGCUUCGGUAAUAAACAGCUGAGGGUGUUCAGGGAUAACAAUUUGGAGUCACGUCGAUCCUUGUAUAUAGUUCCCUCGAGUAGGUAGAUCUGGUUCACGGCACCAGUAUUUUUAUUCUCUAUGGGCGAUUGGAACA